Messenger RNA from Melopsittacus undulatus (budgerigar), 1347 nucleotides. It is a transcript of the gene FAAP20, whose product is annotated as FA core complex associated protein 20. Bases 27 to 962 code for a protein of 311 amino acids. Gene Ontology annotation, cellular component: Fanconi anaemia nuclear complex. Gene Ontology annotation, molecular function: ubiquitin binding. The transcript is spliced from 4 exons. The record is from RefSeq and is a predicted model, not a curated record. NCBI's taxonomy places the organism in Eukaryota, Metazoa, Chordata, Aves, Psittaciformes, Psittaculidae.
CCGGCGCUCAGCUCCGCACCCUCGCCAUGUCUGAGGAAGGAGCCGCCAAGUUGCGCCUCAAGGGCAGGAAGGAGCCAGCAGCCUGGAGCCGGGAGCACCCCCGGCAGCGGCAGUCAUUGACUCACAGCUGUUCCUGGUUUGAAAAAGAAGACUUAAAUGAGUGUGAAGAACCAUGGGCUUUGUUACUGAAAGGCAUCAGUCAAGAUGCCCAAUGUGCAGACUGGCAGGCAGUGCCCAGUUUUCCAGAGUUCUUCACAAAGAGCUCCAAGGAAGAGAGUCCACAAGAACAGGAAGUUUUUACAGCUGGAAAGAAAGACUUUCCAUGGGUGUCAUUCCCAUCUUUUUGCAAACAAGAACUUCUAAACCCAGAGGAUCUUAGUUCCUAUCAGCUAACACAGAGCCAAGUCAACCACCUACAUAAAGGACAGGGCCAAGCAGAUAAACUGAGCAGUUUACUGUGUGCAGCUGAGAAGACGUACUGUGUAACUAUUACAGAUCAAGCCAAACAUGUGGUUGGGGAAGACACAGAAGCUAUUUCAAAACCAGAUGUAAGUCCAAAGUCAUGUAAACUCACUUGGCAGAGGAGUUCUGUGCACCACUUGGCAUUGCCACAAUGCUCUGUAGAAGCUUUGAGCCAUCAACAGCAUUGCAGAGGGACUGCACAGAACACCAUGGAAAAUGGAGAAGAAAAUAAUGGAAAAGAGCUUCAGCUACAAACACAUCAAGGGGAUGUUUCCUUUGCAGAGGCCAGAUUCUCACAUGCAGAAGAGAACCCACCUCUUUCAAGUGUGCCUCAAACCAAGAGCUGCAAGGAAGAAACAGAAAAUCAGGGUGAAGGAGCUCCAAUUCUUGACAGCUGUCCCAUGUGUCGCAUGUGCUUUAGUGGAACGCUGUCACAACUGGACAUUGAUGAACACCUUGCUAUGUGCUUGUCUGAAAGUACAGAUGAUGUAAUGUGGUAAAUCCUAAAUCCAGAAGAAUGAUGAAGAGCAAAGGAACCAAGCCAAGGGAGAACCUCCCUCAUAAGAAAAGGAAAAAUGCGUGGAGGAAGCACAUCCUUGUCUCAAACCAGUCACCAAGUAGAAGACCAAGGGCCAUGUGCCUGCUCAGGGUCUUUUUCUCUUCAGUCCUCCCAGAUGCAUGUGAAAUAGUUCUGGUUCCAAGAACAGUGCCCAGGGUUCUCCCAGACACACCCACAGGGCAAUCAGUGUUGGUACUACUGGAAGCUGAGGUCUUAUGAAACAAUGUAGGAUUGUAAAUCCUCGAGGGACUCAUGUUGGUGAUGCCCCAAAGCUCUUUUGAGUGUAGAAUAAACGAUCUGAACAGAAGAUAACUUACUUAAUGCAA